Molecule: messenger RNA, 1585 nt
Organism: Cucurbita moschata (crookneck pumpkin)
Lineage: Eukaryota; Viridiplantae; Streptophyta; Magnoliopsida; Cucurbitales; Cucurbitaceae
Product: phytochrome A-associated F-box protein
Exons: 1
Coding region: 314-1303 (329 amino acids)
Molecular function (GO): protein binding
Source: RefSeq, a predicted model, not a curated record
CAAACAUAAAAUGGUGAUUUCAAAGCUUUUUGGAGGAGUUUUAGGUAUACGUCGGUGAACAGUUGGGAAAGAGAAUUAUUGGAGAAUGGCUGGUGUUCCUAUGAUGCAAAUCGGUCUAUUUGUGUGGACGCAAAACCAGAGGACGGUGUGUGGAUGCAAAUGGUGAGUAUAGGCAUCGACAGGACAGUCUUCCACUCCCACCACCAAUCCCUUCACCAUCCCAAUCUCUCUCUCUCUCUCUCUCUCUCUCUCUCUCAUCCCUAUAAGCCAUUCAAAACCCUCGAUUCCCCUUUCCCAUUCCCCACUUUCAGCAAUGGCGGAAUCCCUCUUCUCCACCCUCCCCGACGACAUUCUUCUCAACAUCUUCUUCAAGCUCGAAGACAAUCCCUGUUACUGGGCUCGUCUGGCUUGUGUUUCCACCAGAUUCUCCUCUACAAUCCGUAAUAUCUGCUGGAAGAACAAGUGUAAUCAAGCCAUCCCUUCUCUUGUUGCCGAUCUUGUCGUCGGCGACUCUGUUCCCCCCGGCGGCUGGGCCUCGCUUCUUAAACUCGCCGUCUGUUGUCCAGGCUUGCACCAUUCCGGCGUUCUUCUCGAGAAUUCCGAUUUCGGGCUCGAGCGGGAACUCGGUCCGGAUGAAAAGUAUCUGGAAUUGAGCUCGACUCAUGACUCGAAACACGAAUCGGAGUCCUCCACUGCUCAAAUUGAGGUUAAUUCUGAUCUCUCUGCUUCUGCUUCUGCUUCUGAUUGUGCUUGGUCGCUUUACGAUGAUCUGUAUCUUGAUACUGUAUAUAACGAUUCUGAAUCCCCGGAUGUUCUCGACCCUCAAAUCGGUGGUACGAAGGUCGAGAAGGGGGUUUUUGUGUCGGAUGGGGAAUUUUGUGCUUCCAAAAGGAGGAAGAUCUGUAGGUCUAUGGGGUCGCAUUUGGCAUCUGGGGUUUGGAAUUUAAGCAGGGAACAAGGAAAUAAGCUGCUUAGGAGUCAAUUUAGAGGCGAUUGUUUAUACAUUUGUGAUUGGCCUGGCUGUGUUCAUAUCGAAGAGAAGCGGAAUUACAUGCUUUUUAGAGGCUUUUUCAAGAACUUCAAAGGUUCUCAUGUAUGGAGAACGAUCAAAGAUGGGAACAGGAACAAAAUUGAUCUGAAAUGUGCUUUUUGCUCGUGCAAUGAGACUUGGGAUUUGCAUUCUGGGUUCUGUUUGAGGCGGGUUUUUGGGUACCAUGAUGAUGGUGAGCCAGUUGUUCGAGCUUAUGUCUGUGAGAAUGGGCAUGUCUCUGGAGCUUGGACGGAUCUGCCAUUGUACCCUUAACAUAAUCAAGCUCACUUCUGGUUUGUUCUCAUUCAAAUCCAUAAGAACUAUAGAAAUCAAUGGAGGGAAUAUGUUGGGAGGGAGACCAGGGAGUUCUUAUGUCUAUAAUUUACAUCAUUCUAUUGCUCAACUUUGAUUCUUCUUUUUUUGCCUGUUUUUAUGAGAUUGGAUAUGAGCUUCCAUUGAAAGGAUUGCUGAUGAUUUCAUCUCUCUGCUCUUUGUAUUACUUUUAAGAGCUUUUCGAACUUUUCGUUUGCGAAUAUGACUACUAAUUUUGUGGUA